CCUCCUCCUUCUGCUGUGAUUCUCCAUGUUUCUCUGUCUGUAUUUUUAUUUUAUUUUUCAAAAAUUAUUCAUAUUAACGGGCGCCUAACUCCGUGACGGCAUUCCAUAGAUUCCGUCUUACUUCUGCUUAAGCGCGAUUCAGUAUCUACCUAGGUUUCAGAUUAAAGGGAUGGGAAAGAUGUACAAGAAGAAACAACAUGUUCCAUCCAGAGAACAUACCAAUAAGCGGGAAAACGAAAUGGACUUAAAAAUGGACUUAAGGACGAUUAUGAAAGAUGUUGAAAACUUCAGCAACUCGCAUAUGACAUGGAAAGAGCGCAAAAAGAUUGAAGAUAGGAAGGUUGUUUCCCUUGGUGGGAAGCCUCUCAAGAAUCAGAGAUUACCUUUAAGUGUGGCACGGCCAAUGAUGAAGAAACAAAAGCAGAGAGAAGAAAAAAUGCUCCAAGAGCGUAUGAUUCUAGGACGGUUUGGGGGAAAGGUUGGUGGUAGUAGCAAGAGUAAAAAACCAGUUGGAAAACACAAGCCUGAGGACAGGGGUUUGAAGUUAAGCGAAGGCCGUUUUAGAAAUGGUAUACUUGACGUGAAGCAUUUGUUGAAGUCAACACCCACAAGAGGUCAUGACACGGGUAAAAAUAUGUCCAAUAUAGGGAAAAGAAAAGGAGGCAACGGGAAACAUGAUAAGAAGGGUGGUGGUAAGAAGCACGAAAUGUUUUAGAAAAUGAGAUUUUUCUUACGGUAUUCAAUGUGUAUGAUUUUUAUUAAUCUGUCAUUGUUCUUACGCUGUUCGACUUAUUUAUGGGAAGUUAAUCAAUUUUGAAGAUGUUUAUGUGGAGAAGUGAAAAAACAGAACCUAUCUCUUUAUCUGUAUAUCUUUGCUUGCAUUCUCUGCUCUCAAUGGCUCAUUUAUGCAUCA
Molecule: messenger RNA, 913 nt
Organism: Vicia villosa (hairy vetch)
Lineage: Eukaryota; Viridiplantae; Streptophyta; Magnoliopsida; Fabales; Fabaceae
Exons: 5
Coding region: 170-715 (181 amino acids)
Biological process (GO): maturation of SSU-rRNA from tricistronic rRNA transcript (SSU-rRNA, 5.8S rRNA, LSU-rRNA)
Cellular component (GO): nucleolus
Source: RefSeq, a predicted model, not a curated record